AUUAGUGCACGCCCUACAGCCUCCGGCGAAAAUUGUCACCAUGCUUGCCGAUUGUGCCAAGUAUAAAAACUGGUGCAGUGCGAACACAAUCAUAGUCAAACUUCGACAAUCACAUCAAUAACAAUGGCAGCUAAGUUCUUCGCCGUCCUCGCCCUGGCCGCGGUCGCCUCCGCAGUCCCCGUGGUGCCUGUCGCCAAGCUGGCUUACGCUGAGGCUGAAGCCCCCGCCCACUACGACUUCCAAUACUCCGUCCACGACGAGCACACCGGUGACAUCAAGCAACAACAAGAGUCCCGCGCUGGAGACGCUGUCCACGGCUCUUACUCCCUUGUCCAACCCGACGGUGUCCACCGCAUCAUAGAGUACACCUCCGACCACGCUUCCGGCUUCAACGCCGUCGUCCGUUAUGAGGGUACUCCCAUUCCCGCGCCAGCCCCCGCCAAGAUCGCGUACGCCGCUCCCGUCGCUAAGGUCGCAUACGCCGCGCCCGUCGCCAAGGUAGCAUACGCUUCCCCUGUGUCCUACAGUUCCCCUGUGUCAUACAGCUCCCCCGUGUCCUACGCCCCCGUCGCCAAGGUCGCCUACUCCGCACCUUCCUACAGCGCCGCUCCCCUCACUCAAGUCUCUUUCUCGUCCCCAGCUGUCUCCUACCACCACUAGACGCUUUUUAAUUUAUUUAUAAAGUUGUUCUAUUUAUUAAUAUGACUAGUUGUAAAUAAAUUAUUUGUUGAAUUUAUAUUAA
This is a messenger RNA of Colias croceus (clouded yellow), 742 nucleotides long. RefSeq names its product cuticle protein 8-like. Gene Ontology annotation, cellular component: extracellular matrix. Lineage: Eukaryota; Metazoa; Arthropoda; Insecta; Lepidoptera; Pieridae. The transcript has 2 exons. Bases 124 to 660 code for a protein of 178 amino acids. The record is from RefSeq and is a predicted model, not a curated record.